Messenger RNA from Trichoderma asperellum CBS 433.97, 706 nucleotides. RefSeq lists its product as uncharacterized. The record is from RefSeq and is a predicted model, not a curated record. Lineage: Eukaryota; Fungi; Ascomycota; Sordariomycetes; Hypocreales; Hypocreaceae.
GGUUUCUGCUUACACUUUGAACAAGGAAAAUAGAUCUAGAUCAUUCAUCUCAGCUUCUUAUACUGGUAAAAUAAAUUCAUUAAAAUGCCCCCGUCUGUUGAAUGCUAUCUCCUGGCUCCGACAAAUGACGUACCGAACAGCCAGCUGCCGGUGAUCCUCUAUCGAGAUGUUCUGCCCGAGCCUCGAAAUGAAGAGACGACGACAAAGUUUUUAACAGCUUAUGGCUGGGAAAAGAGAGGAACCUGGGGGCAUAUCUCAAUGCGGCACUUCCACCCAAAUACGCAUGAAUGCUACGGCAUCUUCCAAGGCAAUUCGACGCUACUCUUGGGAAAGAUUGAGGAUGGAGACGGCGUUCAAGUCGAUGUGCACACUGGCGACGUAAUUGUCCUUCCAGCCGGAACAGCUCAUUCUUCUCUAGAGAGCUAUGAUGACUAUCGUUAUAUUGGCGUCUAUCCGAAAGAGUGUCCCAAAUGGAUAACUGAGAAAGGCAAGCAGCCUGCGGCUUCUUUCGCCUCGAUGAUCCGAGCGGUUCCCACGCCGCAGGCUGAUCCAGCGUACGGAAAGCAAGGGCCGCUAGUGGCGUUGUGGAACACAAAGCUGGAAGCAAAGUUGUAGCUGUGAGUAUGAGUAUGUAAAAAGAGUGUUUCCUAUUAAUAGAUUGCUGUGGGUGAUUCAGCAGUCGUCAAGUUGCAAAUUCACACCUGGG